This is a messenger RNA of Calypte anna (Anna's hummingbird), 1780 nucleotides long. RefSeq names its product prostaglandin reductase 1 (gene PTGR1). Gene Ontology annotation, cellular component: cytoplasm. NCBI's taxonomy places the organism in Eukaryota, Metazoa, Chordata, Aves, Apodiformes, Trochilidae. The transcript is spliced from 11 exons. Gene Ontology annotation, biological process: prostaglandin metabolic process. The record is from RefSeq and is a predicted model, not a curated record. Gene Ontology annotation, molecular function: 15-oxoprostaglandin 13-reductase [NAD(P)+] activity; 2-alkenal reductase [NAD(P)H] activity. The coding region runs from base 218 to 1207 and encodes 329 amino acids.
AGGGGGUUCGAGUUGUUGGCUCUGGGUCCCUGGGGAGCGGCUGCGGGGCUGAUGGUGCUGACCCGCCCGGGUUGGAUCCUGAGGAGGUGUGUGUGACUGAAGGAGUUCAGCUGCUGAGUCGCAUGCAGAACAUUUUUGACUGACCUUGUCAUCAGAAGACAGAGUUUCACACCUGCCUGCUCUAAGCAAUCUUUGGCCCUGCUGUUUCCUGCUCAGGAUGGUGACUGCCAAGGUGUGGGUUCUGAAGAAGCAUUUUGAGGGUUUCCCCAAAACCAGUGACUUUGAACUGAAACAGAUAGAGCUGCCAAAUCUAAAGGAUGGAGAGGUGCUGCUUGAAUCAGUGUUUCUCAGUGUUGAUCCUUACAUGAGACCUUAUAGUCGAAGGGACAUGAAGGAAGGGGACAUAAUGAUAGGCACACAGGUUGCCAGGAUUGUAGAAAGUAAGAAUCCUGUUUUCAAGGAGGGAGUCUUUGUAGUGGCUAGAGGUGGCUGGAGAACUCAUUUCAUCUCUGAUGGUAAAGACCUACAACUCCUUCCUUCUGGCUGGCCAGAAUCACUCCCCAAGUCUCUGGCUCUUGGAACGAUUGGCAUGCCAGGCCUCACUGCCUACUUUGGUCUGCUGAAGGUCUGCAAGAUAAAGCCAGGAGACACAGUUCUAGUUAAUGCUGCAGCUGGUGCUGUGGGCUCAGUGGUGGGGCAGCUUGCUAAAAUUGGGGGUUGCAAAGUGGUUGGCUCUGCUGGCUCAGAUGACAAGGUUGCCUAUCUGAAAAAAAUAAACUUUGAUGAAGCCUUUAAUUACAAAACUGUUCAGUCUCUGGAUGAAGCACUGCGUAAAGCCUCUCCUGAUGGCUAUGACUGUUUCUUCGACAAUGUGGGUGGGGAAUUUGCCACUGCUGCUAUCAAGCAGAUGAAGAAAUAUGGAAGGAUUGCAAUCUGUGGAGCCAUCUCUCAGUACAAUGAAUCUCUGCCUCAGAAAGGGCCUUAUGUUCAGGUUCCAAUGCUCUUCAAAGAGCUUCAAAUGGAAGGGUUUAUUGUGACCCGCUGGGACAGUCACCGGGAGGAAGGUCUGAAGGCACUGCUAAAAUGGGUUGUGGAGGGGAAAGUGAAGUACUGUGAACACGUCACUGAAGGAUUUAUGAACAUGCCAAUGGCUUUCAUUGGAAUGUUAAAGGGAGAAAAUAUUGGAAAAGCUGUUGUAAAAGUGUGAAGGGCACAUAUUCCUGGGAGACUGGCAUAGGAGAAUGUGAUUUUUUUUUUAAAGUAUUUUUAUCUUGUUAACUGAAAGGUAUGAUUCAGCCUUUUUUGCUGGACAGUUGAUGAUGAUAACUUCUGCUAAUAACUGGGCUUAUAAUUGUAAAUUCAUGGCAAUCACUUUGCUGUUGAAGAACCUGACAGUUGUUUCCCAAAGCUACACAGAAUGAGUGCCUUUAAAAUGCUGAACUUUGUCAGCAUUUUAAUUUAGAAAAUUUAGAAAUUUUGAACAGACUUAACAGUAGCCUUAACAGUAACCUUUCUGAGAAUUGGCUGGUGGAAAGCAAAAGCAAUUCCAAAAUCUUUGCCAGCUGUUGGCAAAGCUGAGGACUAAUGUUUACUCAUUGCUUUGGCCCAGAACCCAAGAGGUAUUUUUUUUAACCAGUAUUAAGGAGCAACAAACAGACUAACAACACUUGGGUGUUACCAGUUUCCUCACUGACUGGCUUUUUUUCUUUUACUCUCAUGAGGAAAUACAAAUAUGUCAGCUGUUCUGAAAUAAUAGACAAAAUAAAACCAUUAGUGAAUA